Chaetomium strumarium is the source of this 3212-nucleotide messenger RNA. RefSeq lists its product as uncharacterized. Gene Ontology annotation, biological process: nuclear-transcribed mRNA catabolic process, nonsense-mediated decay. Gene Ontology annotation, cellular component: telomerase holoenzyme complex. The record is from RefSeq and is a predicted model, not a curated record. The coding region runs from base 488 to 2878 and encodes 796 amino acids. NCBI's taxonomy places the organism in Eukaryota, Fungi, Ascomycota, Sordariomycetes, Sordariales, Chaetomiaceae. Gene Ontology annotation, molecular function: telomeric repeat DNA binding; protein binding; telomerase RNA binding. The transcript has 3 exons.
CCGGUAAGUCAUGGAGGGCGGUUAGAGUGUGGGUGUGCUAGACCCACAUGAGGCUCUUGCUCACGGUCCGCGGCCCACUGUUGGAGAUAAGAAGGCAACCAAAGUGUCAGCUAGCUAGCCGCUUCAGGGUCACCCUAGCCAAGUACAAGCAUGCCAUCCCCCUUGCUCCGCGCACCAUCGAUAACGAGGCUCCGGUAACCAUCAACAUAACUUGAAGGCUCUCAUAAAGUCUGGAAAGGUGUCAAGCAGACUGCUCACUUCAAUGCUGUGAUGAAGAGCGUCAUUGUCUCUUUUCUAGCUUUUGAAGACGGUUGCGCAUGAGCCGCACUCUCGACCCCGCUUUACGCACGGACACUGCAUCGGCACCGGCAGGUGCGGAUACUUGAACAGGCACCAAUCGAUUCUCAGGUACUAAGUUUGUCCCCCAUCACAGCAUUGGCACUCAGAGACUCAUCGCCGUCGUCUGCACUGUGUUGAACUUCAGCAAAUGGAUCUUCCCAAAAAAUGGAACGAGCAUCUCCGACGGGCAUCGCAGAAACCAAAGCUCAAGAUUGAAUGUCCUCUGUGCGGGCGUGGGAUUCAAAACACUCAGAAUACUCAGAAUUCUCAAGAGACUCAUGCAGCUGCCCGUGUUGAUUUUGAGCAACAUCUCACGGAUGCUCACUCCCGGCUCCUUGAGGAGAAGACAACAGAUUCGGAAAGGAUUACUUGGAUUGAAUCUCAGUGGCUGGCUGCUCAGAGAGAGGGGAACCCUGGCGCUGAACCAUCCAACCAGAAGAAGGCGGUUGACCCAGACACUCCGACAGCAACCCCGGAAGGCCACAGGAGCACAAGCCCCGUGUCCAGCCUCAAAAGGGAGGGAUCCGUAUCUAGGGUCACUUCACCACCAAAGCCUGCGUUGGAUGACAGUCGAGGCGAGUUUGACCGGGGGACGUCCCAGAAGGGCAGACUAUGGAGUCCCGACGACGGCAGCACUGCCGCUCCCCGCUUGCGACCAUACGACAAAUCCAAUGUAGCAACGCGCCAACGUCCUCCUUCAGGCUCGCUCCUCAAGCCGCCACGCCAGUCCCACCAGCCUCCGGCACGGGUUCCGGCACCUCCACCCGUGGAGGAGGACCCAGAGCUUAUCAAGCAGCCCGAAACCCGGCCUAUCUCCCAAGAGCAACUGGUUGCCGAGGUCAAGGGAAUCUACGCGGGGCUUGUAAUGGUCGAGAACAAGUGCAUCGAAGUGGACAAUGACCGCAGUUCGCAAAACGACGCCAGCAACAAACUCAACAACGAUCAAUGGCAGGCUUUGAUUGCUCUCCAUCGUACUCUGCUCCACGAACAUCAUGACUUCUUUCUUGCUUCCCAGCACCCCUCGGCAAGUCCGGCACUAAGGAGAUUGGCUGCUAAAUACGCUAUGCCUGCCCGGAUGUGGCGGCACGGCAUCCACAGCUUCCUUGAGCUCCUACGGCACCGCCUCCCAGCCAGCUUGGAGCACAUGCUUACGUUUAUCUACAUGGCCUACUCGAUGAUGGCCCUGCUCUACGAGACGGUGCCUGCGUUCGAAGACACGUGGAUCGAGUGCCUCGGUGACCUUGGCCGUUACCGCAUGGCUAUCGAGGACGAUGACAUUCGGGAUCGAGAAGUGUGGACCUCCGUGAGCCGUCAUUGGUAUUCACGGGCCUCGGACAAGGCUCCCACAACAGGCAGACUCUACCAUCAUCUCGCAAUCCUCGCUCGUCCUUCCGCACUCCAGCAGCUUUACUACUAUGCGAAGUCACUUUGCGUUGAGAUGCCUUUCCCGUCUGCGCGAGAAAGUAUCAUGACCUUGUUUGACCCUAUUAUGUCGCGGGCUCCGAAUCCGCAACAGGCUAGACUCCCGCCCACCGAACUGCAUUUCGUAAAGGCACAUGGGAUCUUGUUCAGUAGCAAGCAGCAAGAAGAGCUGGAGCCUACAAUCGACGAAUUCCUCAAGCUACUGGAUAACCACAUUAAUCGCUCAACGCGCCGGUGGCGCGAGUCAGGCUAUCACAUGGCCAUAUCCAACAUUUGUGCGAUUUUAGGGUACGGCGAUGAGAACAGCCCUAUUGCCCGUGCCCUCAAGAUCACUCGCUCAAGCGGCACCGAAUCUCAGGACCAGCCCAUGCAAGAAACCAGCUCCGAGAUCACCUCUAGCAUCAACACUAUUGCAGACGACGGGUACUUCUACAACGCCCGCAAACUUUUCACCGGCACCUAUAAUAUCGUUUGUCGCCGCUUCGGUGACCCCAACAUCUUGCCUUUUCUGCACGUCACUCUCGUCUUCGUUCACCAUCUUACGUUCUACCCGGAGGCUAUAGACCACCUGGCCCCACAUUUCUCCUGGAAGCUAACGGCAUAUAUGCUCAACACGCUGAUUGGAUCGUCUUCGUCCCCAUCUGCAGACGAAUCACAGGCUUUGGCUGGCCUCUUGGGCGGUGGCGAACAGUUUCCAGGCUGGAAGGAGGAUAAAGACGAGGAGAAUAAGGUCAAGAGGGAUGAAAAGGAAGGGGGCCCUCCGGCAAGGGGCCCGAGGCGGCGGCCGCUGCCUGACGACUUCGCGCUGCGAGGGUUCUCUUGGGUCGAGCACUAUUUCCCGGACGGUUGGUUCGUCACGGACGAGAGAAUCGACGAUGACGACAAGUAUUUCGAAGUACCGAGUAUGAUGGAGGAGAGGAGAGAGAGGGUGGUUUGGCUGGGCUGUCGCAUUGCGGAGAGAGAGGACGGAAAAUGGUUGCGGUUUGAUAAGGAAACCCGGCGUUUCAUGGUUAACGCGGCAUUUGACGUGGAGCUGGACUUGGAGAUGCCAUUGCCAUCUACGCCAGGGCAGAGUGUCGACUAUGGAGAGCUACCUGACGCAGGAACUGUUGCUUGAGAUAGGAGAGUUUGGCGUUGGGCGCACAAAGCAAGUGUUUCUCGAGUAAUGGUAACCUGUUCCGCUCCGGACCACGUCGACAACUCGUCCGCGUCCGCUGAAGUGUUCCUCUCCCCCUUGACUCGACGAUGGGGUAUGAUACGGACGUCAAGGAUAAUGAGGACUACGAUGCACGCUCUCCUCCAUACUCUUACGCCAUGGUACUGGAAGUACCGGUACAGCAGGAACAGGGGCAGAAGACUGGGAAACAGGCUCUCCGUAUACAUAAGGAACUAAGGUCCCCCAGAAACUCAGACUCCUCAAGCAAGCAAUACAACCUGUGUGACCCCCUAAG